GCGUCAGUUACGGUUUUCUCGAUUACGGUCACACUGCAAUACUUCUUCGUUGAAUUGGAACUAUUUUUUUGUUUUCGAAAACGGAUAAUUGCGAGCAACGACUGUGUGAAUAACCACUUGCACCUGCACCGUAGGAGCACCACCUGUUGACCCCACAGCGAAGACAAUCGGAUCAAUGUCGAGUUUACAGCGCACGAUGUUGAAGGGCAAGCUGCCACCCACAAUUCCUGGCGGGCGCAUUGGCAGAGCGGACUCGUUCAAGAAGUCGCGCAUUCGCGACUACAAGCCGGGCAUGUGGAACGAAUUCUUUGCGGAGAAGGAGGACGUCACGGUGGAUGAGCAACGCACCUUCCGCAUCUAUCGCACCAAGCAACCGGAGAAGCCGGGUCCAGUUCUCCUUCUGCUCCACGGCGGUGGCUACUCUGCCCUCACCUGGGCGCACUUUUGUUCUGAGGUGACCAGCAUGAUCCACUGCCAGUGCCUGUGCAUCGAUAUGCGAGGUCAUGGGGACAGCAAGGUGGACGACGAGGACGAUCUCUCCGCUGAUACGUUGGCUAAGGACAUCGGUGACUUAAUCCUGAAGCUCUAUCCUGAAGAAGUGCCGCAGCUUUUUGUGGUUGGCCACUCGAUGGGCGGCGCCAUCGCCGUCCACUUUGCCCACAUGGCUCUGGUGCCCAAUUUGAUUGGAAUAACCGUCAUCGAUGUUGUGGAGGGCACAGCCAUGGAGGCACUAGCCAGCAUGCAGAGCUUUCUGCGCUCCCGUCCAAAGUAUUUCCAGAGUAUUCCGAAUGCUAUCGAGUGGUGCAUCCGAAGCGGCCAAGUGCGCAAUGUGGACAGCGCCAAAGUGUCCAUGCCGGGACAGAUAAUAAAUUGUACAACGAACAAACUGGCAACGAAUGAUCUGCCAUUACCAGAUGAUGUAUUGGAGGAGGCCCACCACAACAGUAUGUUUCCCAAUCCGUUUAGCAUUUCGGAGGAUGAAGAAUCGUCACCGCCGGGCGAUGACGCCGCCGAUGGCUCCUCAGAAAGUGCCGCAGCUGGCGCGGAUUUCAAGAAGCCCAACACGACCAAAUCGACAACCGAAGCGGCCAAAAAUUACACCUGGCGCAUUGAUCUGUCCAAGUCGGAGAAGUACUGGGUGGGCUGGUUUUCGGGGCUGAGCGAUAAGUUCCUUAACUUGCGCCUGCCCAAGCAACUACUCCUCGCCAGCAUCGAUGGACUGGACCGCACCCUGACUGUUGGCCAGAUGCAGGGUCGCUUCCAGAUGCAGGUCUUGGCCCGCUGCGGUCACGCCGUGCACGAGGACCGUCCACACGAGGUGGCUGAGGUGAUUAGCGGCUACUUGAUCCGGAAUCGGUUUGCAGAAGCAGCCAGCGAAUUUCGUUGCCACAUGCCGUCGUGCUAAACACAACCACCCCCUGAAUCCGAGGUUGAGCACAAACUGAGGUCACAAAAGUCUAUUUUUGAAUGGAGGUGCAUUACUCUUUGAACUUACAGAUGCGUGCAUAUAUAUAUAUAUAUACAAAAUGUAGUGCGUAGGUCCAGAUAUAUACAGCCGUAUAUUCUAUAUACACAUAAACUAAUAAUCCAGUAAUUUAUUCGGUACUUUUAAUUAAACCACUUGAAUUUUCAACAUUGUACUUUAUACUCAUUUUGCCAAAAAUCUAAGGUCUAAAGUGCUUGCGUUUGGGCUUCUUGCAUUGUUAUAAUGAGUGUGUAUUAAAUAUGUGCCAGAUCAAAUGAAAAUUUAACGAAAUCCAAAUUAUACGAAUGCGAAUAAGUUGAAUAAAGCUAUUUAUUAAUCGAGUGUUACCAUAAAUUCCCAUUAAAUUCAAAUGAAUCUUG
Messenger RNA from Drosophila melanogaster (fruit fly), 1845 nucleotides. RefSeq lists its product as uncharacterized. Lineage: Eukaryota; Metazoa; Arthropoda; Insecta; Diptera; Drosophilidae. The transcript has 6 exons. The coding region runs from base 176 to 1405 and encodes 409 amino acids. The record is from RefSeq and is marked reviewed. Gene Ontology annotation, molecular function: protein methylesterase activity; catalytic activity.